Molecule: messenger RNA, 3078 nt
Organism: Leptidea sinapis
Lineage: Eukaryota; Metazoa; Arthropoda; Insecta; Lepidoptera; Pieridae
Gene: Sdhaf3
Product: succinate dehydrogenase assembly factor 3, mitochondrial
Exons: 2
Coding region: 222-611 (129 amino acids)
Biological process (GO): mitochondrial respiratory chain complex II assembly; succinate metabolic process
Cellular component (GO): mitochondrial intermembrane space; mitochondrion
Source: RefSeq, a predicted model, not a curated record
AAAAUCUCUUUGCAUAAAACUUUAAAGAUAGUGCUCGCUCGCUUGGUGAUAUCUGAUAAAUCAAAAUUACGUAAAAGAAAUAAUAUGAAGAAAUCCGAAACUUUCUAUUUUAAUAAAAAUAAAUUAAGUACAACUAAAAAAAACAAACAAGUCAUAAAAUCUCACAACAAAGAAUCGAAACCUUUCUAAUAUAAUUUGUAUCAUAUAAAAAAGUGUUUAUAAUGUUUACCGUUGACCAUACCUUACGUGUGAGAAGGCUCUAUAAACUCAUAUUUCGUGUACACCGAGCACUACCUGCGGAGUUGAGAGUUCUUGGAGACAAUUACGCAAGAGCCGAAUUUAAAAGGCACAAGCAGUGUAACGCAGAUGAAGCUAGGAUAUUUCUAAAUGAAUGGACUGACUAUGCUAUUAAAUUAGCAAAACAGUCUAAGCCCAUGCAUCAGAUAAAAAAAGGAGACAUGGGAAAACAUUUGAAUCCAGAAUUUUUGGACUAUAUGAGUGAUGAUCAACUAGUUCAAUUAUAUGAGUUACAUAAAGCAGCUUCUUUAGCAGAAGAUUCAGAUAGCCAUGGCUUAGAAACAAUUGUUGCGGAAAAAACCAAGAAGGAAUGAUACAGUAUUCUUUGUGCAAUGUUGGUUACAUAAUAUAAUAUUUUUAAUCUAUAUUCUUAAUUAUUAAUUACAAGCUAAAUUGUAAAACAAGCUACUAUUAUAUUUAUCUAGAUUAGGUUUGGGUAAAUAAUGUUGUUGUCAUUAUGAAACAUCCUGAGAUUUGCUUGAAAUGUCUUCAGUACAGGCAAAAAAUGUUUAGAGCAUACCAAUCUUCAAAAUUAAUUUGUAGUUUAAUUCACAUAAUAGGAUGUUGAUAUUGCAUAGUGUGACACCUGGUAAUUGUAAGCUUGGUGAGAUCUGUGGAUGCCUUCAUGAGUGAGACUUGAUUUUUUACUUUCUUUCAAGAGACGUCUGUAUUAUUGUUGGGGAAAAAUAUUUUUUGUAUCACAUAUAAAAAAUAAUUUGAGACUUCUGAUUAAAAAAACAUGUGUGCAUCUUGGGAUGUUAGAUAGAUAUGAUAACUUACAUACAUACUUACCUGAAACUAAAUAUGAUAAAAUAAGGAAAAGUUAUUUAUUAAAAAAAUCUUUUAUUGAUUCAUAUUAUAUUUAUUGUAAUUGUAAUAAGUAUGUAAUGUAAUUAAUUAAUUCAAUUUGUAUGAUUAUAGCCUGCCAUAUGCAUGAGAGAAAGGGAAGCCAGACAGACUGGUACCAUAAUGUGUUAAUUUACGAAGUGGUUUACCUCCCCCAUAAGAAGUUAUCACUUCAAAAAGUAACAAAUUGUGGUAGAAGUCUGAAGGUCAGGGCUAUAUGGGGGAUGCAUUAACAUCUCCCAGUUACAAAUUUGUUUUUGUUUUUGAUAUGUAAUGAAAUCAAAAUAGUGCAGUCAAAGAAAUUUUUUUACAUGUGUGUUAUAUAAAAAUAACACCCUCUAAAAAAAACCCCCUCUGCCAGUAAGAAAAGUAUUUACUUUAACUGAGAAUAACUGAAUGUGAUGUAGGGGACUUGAUUAAUUAAUGCAUUUGGGAAUAUUUGAGCGCAAACUCUUUCUUUAUAUAUUAAAUUAUUUUAUACAUUAAAUUAUUCUCGGAAACACCAUACAUGUUAAUACAAUUUAAGUUCGAAAAGUAAGUCAACUGUAUAUUAUUAGUUUAAGUAUUCAGUUUCUCGUUAACACACAGUCAUUAGUGAUUCUAAAGAACAACAAAUUAUAUGUUGAGCAUAACAAUUAUAAACACAUACAAAUUAUAUAUAUAUUUGUAUAAAUUUUUAAUAAAUCCAUUUUUUGGGACAAAAAUAAUGAAAACCAUUGUGUGGUAGUACAACUUUAUUUUGAUUCCAAAUAAUUGUAGUUUUAAAGUACUCAUAAACAUUAUGAGUAUUUUUAAUAAUCAUCAAACAGCACUCUGUCCAAUGUACUUAUAACUUUGUUUAGUGCUAUAUCCAUAAAUUAGAAUGUCAAUGUCAACUUGAGCCACUGAAAUAAGAUUUAAUAUUAAUUAUUGUUGGUAGCAGCUAUAUAUCUAUUUAUAUACAACAUGUUUAUGAUGAAUUCCCAUGACCCGUAAGGUAUUAAUGUGACCGCAUAUUAGAAUUGAAUGGUGUAUGAUAUAUAUGUUUCUUAUCUUUCAUACAAAAUAAUUGAAAUUAUUAUCAAAUACUAGCUGACCCGGCAGACUCCGUACUUCCUCAAUCGAUAAAUGAAAGACCAAAACUUUUGUAUAAAAUAAACUUAAAACAAAUAAAAGGAAUCCUUUUUUUAAGUGUUAUUUUUUUAUAUGUUUUAAGGAAGUUUAUUUUUUACCUCCUUAGAAAGAUAUAAAAAUUGUAAUUAGUUCAUUUUAAACUAUUAUUUUUAUUUGAUUUCUGAAUGACAGGGGAGACUUCAGAGGAAAAUCAAAAUUGUUGUUUUUAUUUAAAUUCCUGAACUUUCAUGUUUAUUCAAACCUUUUAAACCUUUCCUGGAUUUCCACAAAAAAUUCAUGACCAAAAUUAGCCAAAUCGGUUCAAUCGUUCUCAAGUUUUAGUGAGACUAACAAACAGCAAUUCAUUUUUAUAUAUAUAUAGAUCAAUGUCACACUUCAAAUUAUGAACGAGUGUAUUUACCUACGUGUAAAUGAAAAAUAUGUCGCUAUCUUACUUUUAUUUGAUUAUUAUGUCCUUUGAUUAACUUCGUAACUGUAAGUUUGGCAACAUCACUAAGAUUAGGACUUGGCAUAGUGGUUACAAUCACAAGACACAAUGUAGGUACAUUUAAAAACAUUUUUACACCCAUAAUAUGCAUUUUAGAACACAUGUUUCUUGGACUUUUCUUUUUAGCUAUAGGUUAUAACCAUAAAAUUAUGGCAAUUAAUUAUAAACACACUGUAUAAUAUAAAUUUGUUGAAAAGAUAAAGAAAUAUAAUAUAUUUUGAUGUUUAAGUGUGUUAUGUAAAUUGUUCACUCAGGUAAUUGUCUUCCUUAAACAUUGAGGUAGGAGUGGGGAUUGUUGUGUUUGGGUACUAAUGUAAUAAAAGGCACAAAAAGUA